This is a messenger RNA of Neolamprologus brichardi, 3588 nucleotides long. The record is from RefSeq and is a predicted model, not a curated record. NCBI's taxonomy places the organism in Eukaryota, Metazoa, Chordata, Actinopteri, Cichliformes, Cichlidae.
GUUUUAUCGUUGUCUAAGUUUAGAUCUUGGCUUGCAGAAUGCAUCUCAAGUAACAAGGCUGCUCACUCACUUUAGUAGCACCACAAUCCAGACAAAAACAGGGCUUUACACAGAGCUUUAAAGGAAGACAAAGACAGAAAAGUGGCAAGUCACUGAAAAAUAAGAGUAGAGGCGGGGCUAUCAAAGCCCAGCAGAGUCAUAUAGUGAAAAAUCUCAAACAGGAGGCAAACACAGAGAGACCUAAGGCAGAACCAGGACUAUUUUCUGUAAGAAAACAACUCUUCACCACAUACGUUUACCGUUUUUUCUACCUGGACAAUGACAGAGAAUGUAGAAGAUCAAGUCAACUUCUCUCAAACCUCUGGGUCUGAGCAACAGACUCCGCAUUUUCUACGAGAUGUCAUCUUCCACGGCAAGUUUAAGCGGCUGAAGGCUCUAACUCCAGAGGAAAAUACCCGCUCCCAGCAUGGGCUCUUCUUCCAGGAUGGUCAACGGCGUGUUGACUACGUGAUCACCUAUUCCGUGAAGAAGUCGAGUGGAAGCCACUCCACUCGCCAGUCAGUGCAUCUCCUCACUGAGAAUGUUGUUACCCGCAGCUUCCGCCAUGGUCCUCAGAGUGGUGGCGAAAAGCUCAGAGCCAAGCAAACACAAAGGACGAAAGACUCAUCCUCCGUACAUUCAUCGACAGCUAUUGACAUGGAGUUGGGUUGUUCAGGAGAAAUCUUCAAUAGCCAGGAGGAUCAGAAGGCAUUAAGACGGGAGGAGUUUGAAGGAAAACUGAGAGACAUGGGGCUAGACCUGGAAAAAGAUGAAGAUGGCAAGAUUCCAGGAGUGUACUUUGUGAAAAUCCAUGCUCCCUGGAACGUUCUGUGUCGAGAAGCCGAAUUCAUGAAGUUAAAGAUGCCCACCAAAAAAGUCUAUGAGGUCAAGCAGUCAAACAGUAUUGUGGAGAAGAUCAGUACUCUGAUUAGUAAAAUUCUGGAGCCCCUCCACCCACAUGUUGCGGAACAUCAACCCAAGAACAUCAAACACCUGUCACACACGUUCUCUAGGGAAAAGCAACACCUAUUUGACCUAUCAGACAAAGAUUACUUCUUCGACAGUAAAACCAGGAGUUCAAUAGUAAGUCCAAUAUUAUAAUUUAGAAUCUGUAUGAACAUCUGCAUUUAUGCUUUCUUGGCAGGUAUCACCAGUCUCCUUGGUAGUGGGGUGUAUACUGCAGCUUAUCCUCUUCAUGAUGGAGACAUUGAUGAAGAGAGUGCAGACCCCAAUGACAGAAAGCUUUUAUAUGAGGAGUGGGCAAACUAUGGCGUAUUCUACAAGUACCAGCCAAUCGGACUUGUGCGGAAGUAUUUUGGUGAGAAGAUUGGGCUGUACUUUGCUUGGCUAGGCCUGUAUACCCAGAUGCUGAUUCCUGCCUCACUAGUGGGGGUCAUUGUCUUUUUGUAUGGAUGCGCCACAGUUGAUGACAACAUUCCAAGCAUGGAGAUUUGUCAUCUAAGGAACAACAUCACCAUGUGUCCACUGUGUGACAGAGUAUGCAGCUACUGGAAACUUAGCACUGCCUGUGGGACUGCCCGGGCAAGUCAUCUGUUUGACAAUCCUGCCACAGUUUUCUUCUCUAUAUUCAUGGCUCUCUGGGCUGCCAUGUUCAUGGAGCAUUGGAAAAGGAGGCAGAUGAGACUCAACUAUGAAUGGGACCUUACAGGGUUUGAGGAUGAGGAAGAUCACCCCAGGGCUGAGUACGAAUUCAAAGUAAUGCAAAAGUCUCUUAAGAAACGUCAGAAGUCCCAGGACAAGAUAGAAAAGCUUACAUUUCAGGACCGUCUGCCUGCCUACAUGACUAACAUCGUCAUGAUGUUGUUAAUGAUUGGUGUUACAUUUGCCAUUGUGUUUGGUGUGAUUCUCUACCGCAUCUCCACCAAAGCUGCUCUUCAUAUGAGUUCCAGUCCGAUCACAAGGAACCAUGUGCAGCUGACAGUUAAAACCACUGCAGCCAUCAUCAACCUUGUGGUCAUCCUUAUACUGGAUGAGGUAUAUGGAGCUGUGGCACGAUGGCUUACUGUAUUAGAGGCUCCUAAAACUGACAAGAGUUUUGAGGAGAGACUCAUCUUCAAGACCUUCAUUCUCAAGUUUGUUAAUGCAUUUUCCCCAAUCAUCUACAUUGCUUUCUUCAGGGGAAGACUUGUAGGCAGGCCAGGCAGCUACCUAUAUGUGUUUGACUCUUACAGAAUGGAAGAGUGUGCUCAUGGAGGCUGUCUGAUGGAGCUGUGUAUCCAGCUGAGUAUCACCAUGUUGGGAAAGCAACUUAUCCAGAACAACCUUUUUGAGAUUGGAAUACCCAAACUGAAGAAACUGAUUCGAUACAUUCGGUCAAAGCAAGGAGCUUUUCAGGAAGAAGAGAGACAGAAGAAGUUGACGAGAUAUGAAACAGACCAUUUUCUGGAGCCAUUUGGUGGAUUAACUCCUGAAUAUAUGGAAAUGAUCAUCCAGUUUGGUUUUGUUACAUUGUUUGUGGCAUCCUUCCCGCUGGCUCCACUCUUUGCUCUGCUCAACAACAUCAUUGAAAUACGACUUGAUGCCAAGAAAUUUGUGACGGAGCUGCGAAGACCAGUGGCAGCAAGAGCUAAAGACAUCGGAAUAUGGUACAACAUACUGAGAGGGGUAGCAAAAGUUGCUGUCAUCAUUAACGCAUUCGUUAUCUCCUUCACGUCAGACUUCAUCCCUCGGAUGGUUUACCAGUACAUGUACAGUCCUGAUGGCUCCAUGCAUGGAUUUGUCAACCAUACACUGUCUUAUUUUAAUGUCAGCCACUUCCAGGAUGGCAAAGAACCCAUGGAUCCAUCACACCCUGUUGUAAUAUGCAGGUAUAAAGACUACAGAGAACCACCUUGGUCAAACACACCAUAUGAGCUAUCCAGGGAAUUCUGGGCAGUGCUGGCUGUCCGUCUGGCUUUUGUUAUUGUUUUCCAGAACGUUGUGAUGCUCAUGAAUGACAUUGUUGACUGGCUAAUCCCAGACAUCCCAAAAGAUAUCAGCCUGCAGAUGCACAAGGAGAAGAUUUUAUUGGUAGAGCUGUUCAUGAAAGAAGAGCAGGGCAAGAGCUAUAUCAUUCACAGCAGCACUUCAACAGAUGGAAAGGAAAACUGCAGCAAACACAACAACAGCAAAGUGGCGCCCCCACGCUCCCGACGGCAUACCAACAGCACCAAAAGCUUCUAACAGCCAUGCUAGCAGCUAUGGCUAGUAGCUAGUAGCUAUUAGUUUAAUUGUUGUUAGCAUGUCGAAGCUUGCUAGUAGUUCUCUCUCAGGACAGACUAAAUUGUAUGUUUUUCUUAAUAUUCUUAACAUUCCAACAACUGGGACAGCAGUUGGCCAAAGAGAUGUGAGAAAAUUAAAUCUGUGGCCAAAUAUGUUGCAUGUUUUUGUUGAGCUGUGAAACUGUCACUCCAUGUGUGUAGGGUUGCCAACCGUCCCUUAAAAAACGGAAUCGUCCCGUAUUUAGAAACAAAAGUACACGUCCGGUAUUGAGCUGAAAAGGGACGCACUUUGUCCCGUAAUACAGUGAGAAUCAAAAGUAGUCUAUAA